GCCGUUGCCACAGCGACCAUAGACUUACAGUUCCUCAACAACAGUGUUAGCUUCAUAAGCUAAUUUUGUAUUUAAAACGAGCUUUAUAUCGGGCGUGUAUUUCUAAUACCAAUUUAAAGUGGGCUUUCUUGUGACAAUGGAGGCUACCCCUCGUGUUUUAGGGCCAACAUCCAGGAUAAUUCCUCUUGCUUUAGCCAAAGGGACGGAAAAGCUGUGUGAACUUUGUCGAAGAAGAGCGUACCUGCAAUGCACCCAGUGUCAGGUCACCUUUUACUGUGAUGCAGAGCACCACCAGGCUGACUGGGUAGGGAUCCAUGAGAGAAUCUGUCAGUUGCUUGUUCCCAUUCGCACCCCGACACUCUUUAGUCUCCAGCGGGCUGGACAAAUUGAAAUACAGCUUAAGAAGGCGGAGCUGGCGGAGAUUUGCAGGUUGGUGGCUCAGAGCAAGCUGUCUGAGGGAAAACAUCAGGAGGCUCUGCCUGCUGCCCGGUUCUGCCUGCAGUGUUCCAUAGACGUCCAUGGCCCCGGGUCUGUCCAAUUGGUCCCUGCCAUCCUGCUGCUGGCUGAGGCUAACAUGGGUUUGGGUCAUCUACCCCUGGUGGCAGAGCUCCUGUCCCAGGCAGAGUGGGCAGUGUUGCAGAACCCAGAAUGUGGUCCCGCAGUCCACCACCGGCUGCACAGGAGCCUGGGCCGCCUUCACACAGAGACUGGAAACCUGGAAGCAGCUCUGUUUAACUUUGCUAAUGAUAUAUACUUUGCCAGUGAGGAGUAUGGUGUGGAUAGCACAGUCACCUGCAGUGGCUACUUUCUCAUGGCUGAUGUGUUUGCCAAACAGGGGAGGAUUCCUAUUGCUCAUUCCUUGUACUCUGAGGUGGCACGUAUUUGGCACUGCCAUCUGACCAGACUCCUCAAGAACCACCUCCAAAGUAUCCAAAGUCCUGACAUCUUGUUGGAGCCCUCUUAUGACACAGCCCAGCGAGUUGAGGUGGACAAGAUGUUAAACACCAUGUUGGAGUUUGUGCAAAAUGACUCCAAAAAAGACUUGGCUCAGAUUGCACUGGUGGCCCACUGCCUGGCCAUGCUGUGGUUCCUGGGGGGAGACUCCCUAAAGGCACUGGGAUUUGGCAGCACUGCCCUGCAGGCCAGCCAGCUGAUACCAAACCAUGACCUGACAGAGCCCAUCCAGAGCCUGCUGCAGCUGGUGCAGGGUCCGCACACAGAGUCACAUCCAGGUUCUGACUAGUCACCGUAGCUGCCCUGCUGAUCGCUCCGCUCUGGGAUCUGCUCCACCAGGACAUCAGGUUCAGCCCUACACUGAUUCACCCAUGUAAAUGUAGAAACCACUAAAUUGGUCACAGAUAAAACAAGUACAGAGGCUAUGAUGUCAUUUAUGGUUCAUCCAGAUGUUUUGAAUUAGUGUUAUAAGUGAAUAAUGAAAAACUAUUGUGGAGUUGAUCUUGAAACGCUUGACAAAAGUAAAAGGAGGAGGAGACACAUUUUCAUUGAUCUUGAAUAAUGACUCAUCUUUAUUUGAAUCUAAAAAAAAGAGGGAUAUAUAUUUACAUCAUUUUGCACAUUUGUGAAUUACAUGAUUUGGGAUCCUUUUCGUAACACUGUCAGAAUGAUACAGAACAGAAUAAAUGGUGAGGGCAUUUGCUAAAAACCUGCUUGUUUUUUUUACACAAUGUUUUUGCUUAUCUCGUACCUAUCAGUCCAGAACCUCAUCAUCAAUUCACCAUAAUAUAAUUCAAGACUUCUAAUGUCUAUAUAUCAUCAACGGAGCAUAAACAUUGCAUUUGUCUUCUGCAAAUCAAAGUAUAUUGUAAACCUUUAAGCAACCAUCAGGUUCGUUUUAAAAUACACUGACAUAAAAUGAACCCGAUAAUUGCUGUGAAAUCCUACAUAUUAUGUACAAUUCUGAAACAUUUAUUCAUUAUAUCAAAACAAAGAAUCACUUUUAAAAUCAUCUCACUACUAGUGUUUCUAGAACUGAAUUAUACAACAAAAUGUUUGUUUUUUUGGCAUUCAGAUUCAUUUUUAUGUGUCAAGAGGCAGCAAAGCAUGGAAACACUUGGGUUUCCGCAUAUUCCCUUUAUAAUUUUUGAGCCAAAUAUACAUUAGCAGCAGUUUGGAAUUAAAUAGUAACCUUGUGCUCUGUUGUGUUGUUGUACACAGUGACUAGUCCAGAGGUCCCUAUGUGUUUGUUCCAGGCUGGCCGAGCACCGCACAGGCCCGUGCACUUACAAUCGUUUCAUGAUUUACAUGCGUUUUUCUUCCUUCCCUGUGUCACUAGCAUGCGGUACCCGUUUCUUUCAGUAGCUUCCAUGCCUUGUGUCCACUUUAACAUGGCCACUGAUCUAUAAAUACCAAGCAGAAAGAAACCCACCUGACCCAGGAUCUUAACUCAGCUAUGAUCCUUAAAUCCCAGAGGAAACCAGACAGUGAGAAGGCAUUGUGAAAGUUGUUGGGGCACAGUAAAAUGAACCUGAAAUGGCUAGAUGUGCUCUGUGUGCAUAUGGAUGAUGUGUAAACUACAGAUUUAAAUAACAGGGCUGUAAAAAGAGAUAUGAACA
Epinephelus fuscoguttatus (brown-marbled grouper) is the source of this 2573-nucleotide messenger RNA. RefSeq names its product zinc finger, MYND-type containing 12 (gene zmynd12). The transcript is spliced from 8 exons. NCBI's taxonomy places the organism in Eukaryota, Metazoa, Chordata, Actinopteri, Perciformes, Serranidae. The record is from RefSeq and is a predicted model, not a curated record. The coding region runs from base 137 to 1243 and encodes 368 amino acids. Gene Ontology annotation, molecular function: protein binding.